AUGUUGGACCUGCAACAAACAUCUGCCGAGAGCGCUGUUCGCUUUCUCCAGAGUUGGAUUUCAUUGUUGUGUCAUGCUGAUCGGUAUAACUGGCUAAAAAACGAAACGGUGUUGUCGCUACUUAAUAACGCCGUAAUGUGCGUCGUCCCUAGCGAUGACUGUUUAAAGCGUACCCUGGUGCAUUUCAUUAAACCUUUAAAGACUUAUCUCAAAGAAGCGGGGCAGAAGCGAACGUAUUUGUUGACAUACAAUAAAAUGCCAAUCCUACUCGAUGCGGAACUUAUGCGCAAGUUCCCCUGGAUCGCUUUCAUCUGCGUGAAGACGUGCAUUAAGUGUUGUAGGACGAUCUAUCGCGAUUUUCAGAUUCUAGCCGGCGAACAACGGGACGCCAGCUUCGACGAGAUAAUGAAAAAUGUCUAUUCUCACAGCAAUAUUUGGUUAACGAUCGAUGAGUUUCCACUGUUGCUGUGGAUUCAGUUUUGUCUGGCAAUUGCUGAUGAUUCACCAUUAUUCUACUUGGCCUCAAUCGAGCUCUCAGAGCAGCUGACGGAAAUCGACAACUCUGUGAACAGGUACCUUAUAACAAGUGGAGCUUUCUCGUCAUAGCU
Molecule: messenger RNA, 608 nt
Organism: Soboliphyme baturini
Lineage: Eukaryota; Metazoa; Nematoda; Enoplea; Dioctophymatida; Soboliphymatidae
Source: the annotation of a GenBank genome assembly